This is a messenger RNA of Malurus melanocephalus (red-backed fairy wren), 4346 nucleotides long. It is a transcript of the gene MIOS, whose product is annotated as meiosis regulator for oocyte development. The record is from RefSeq and is a predicted model, not a curated record. NCBI's taxonomy places the organism in Eukaryota, Metazoa, Chordata, Aves, Passeriformes, Maluridae. Gene Ontology annotation, cellular component: cytoplasm. The coding region runs from base 123 to 2756 and encodes 877 amino acids. The transcript has 11 exons. Gene Ontology annotation, molecular function: protein binding. Gene Ontology annotation, biological process: positive regulation of TORC1 signaling; cellular response to amino acid starvation.
CGGGCGGCGGGGCCGGCGGGCGGCGGUGUCCGGGCUGAGGCUGCAUGGGCUGGUUUCCAUAUGCAUGGAUAUCACCUGAAUCUUCUUACCAGAGCUUAAAUUGUGUGUAAACUUACCUAACCAUGAGUGGCUCCAAACCCGAUAUCCUGUGGGCCCCACACCACGUUGACAGAUUUGUUGUGUGCGAUUCAGAGCUGAGCCUUUAUCACAUCGACUCUGCUGUAAGUUCAGAACUCAAGGCAGGGUCCUUGCGGUUGUCAGAAGAAACCACAGCUACACUACUGUCAAUAAAUUCGGAUACACCGUACAUGAAAUGUGUGGCGUGGUAUCCCAAGUAUGAUCCUGAAUGUCUCCUUGCUGUUGGACAGGCCAAUGGUCGAGUGGUACUCACCAGYCUUGGUCAAGAUCACAACUCGAAAUCGAAAGAUUUGAUAGGCAAAGAGUUUGUUCCCAAACACGCCCGGCAAUGCAACACCCUCGCAUGGAACCCACUGGAUAGCAAUUGGCUUGCUGCUGGGUUAGAUAAACAUCGGGCUGACUUUUCAGURCUGAUUUGGGAUAUCAGCAGCAAAUAUGCCCCAGAGACUGCAGUUGCUACAGAGAAAGUAAGGCUUUCAGCAGGAGAUGCGGAUGCAGGUCUUGURGUAACAAAACCUCUGUAUGAAUUAGGACAGAAUGAUGCUUGUCUCUCCCUCUGUUGGCUUCCACGGGAUCAGAAGCUGCUGUUAGCUGGAAUGCAUCGAAAUCUGGCUAUCUUUGAUCUGAGGAACACRAGCCAAAAAAUAUUUGUGAACACCAAGGCUGUCCAAGGAGUGACUGUUGAUCCCUAUUUCCACGAUCGUGUAGCUUCCUUCUAUGAAGGUCAAGUUGCCAUAUGGGAUUUAAGAAAGUUUGAAAAGCCUGUUUUGACCUUGACAGAGCAACCAAAACCAUUAACAAAAGUUGCAUGGUGUCCAACAAGGACUGGACUGUUAGCUACUUUAACAAGGGAUAGUAAUAUCAUUAGACUGUAUGACAUGCAGCAUACUCCCACCCCUAUUGGAGAUGAAACUGAGCCGACAAUAAUUGAAAGAAGUGUCCAACCGUGUGAAAAUUACAUUGCUUCAUUUGCCUGGCAUCCCACAAGUCAAAAUCGAAUGGUAGUAGUGACUCCCAACAGGACUAUGUCUGACUUCACAGUUUUUGAAAGAAUUUCUCUUGCAUGGAGCCCAGUGACAUCCUUAAUGUGGGCUUGUGGACGACAUUUGUAUGAGUGUACAGAAGAAGGAAAGGCUAGUUCCUUGGAAAAAGACAUAGCAACCAAAAUGCGGCUCAGAGCUCUGUCAAGGUAUGGUCUUGAUACUGAACAAGUUUGGAGAAAUCACCUCCUAGCUGGAAAUGAAGAUCCUCAGCUGAAAUCGCUUUGGUACACUCUGCAUUUUAUGAAGCAGUAUACUGAAGAUAUGGACCAAAAACUAACAGGAAACAAAGGUCCCUUAGUUUAUGCUGGCAUUAAAUCAAUUGUGAAGUCAUCUUUGGGAACAACAGAGAACCUCAGGCACAGUAGGAGUGGAUCUGAUAGACAGGCAGAUAUUAUUCAGUAUCUGAGUGAGGAGAGAUCUUUGGCUUUGCAGCUCUGUGGGUGGAUAAAGAAGGGAACAGAUUUAGAUGUGGAACCUUUCCUAAAUUCAUUGGAACAGGAAGGAGACUGGGAGCGAGCUGCUGCUGUAGCUCUUUUCAACUUGGACAUAAGGCGAGCAAUACAAAUUCUGAAUAAAGGGGCUUCCUCAGGAAAAGGUGAUCUGAACCUUAAUGUAGUAGCGAUGGCUCUAUCAGGCUACACAGAUGAGAAGAACUCRCUUUGGAGAGAAAUGUGCAGUACUCUAAGGCUGCAGUUGAACAAUCCCUACUUGUGUGCUAUGUUUGCUUUCCUGACGAGUGAGUCUGGUUCAUAUGAUGGUGUUUUGUAUGAAAAUAACGUAGCUGUACGAGACAGAGUGGCAUUUGCUUGUAAGUUCCUCAAUGAUACUCAGCUCAACAGAUUCAUUGAAAAGCUGACAAAUGAAAUGAAAGAGGCUGGGAAUUUGGAGGGAAUACUGUUAACAGGGCUGACAAAAGAUGGAGUUGACUUGAUGGAAAGUUAUGUUGACAGAACUGGAGAUGUCCAGACAGCAAGCUAUUGCAUGCUGCAGGGUUCUCCAUCAGAGGUACUUAAAGAUGAAAGGGUUCAGUACUGGAUUGAGAACUACAGGAAUCUUUUAGAUGCUUGGAGGUUUUGGCAUAAACGUGCAGAAUUUGAUAUCCACAGGAGUAAGCUGGAUCCCAGCUCAAAACCUUUAGCCCAGGUGUUUGUGAGUUGCAAUUUCUGUGGAAAAUCAAUCUCUUACAGCUGUUCAGCUAUACCUCAUCAGGGGCGAGGCUUUAGCCAAUAUGGAGUCAGCGGUUCACCAACCAAGUCAAAAGUUACGAGCUGUCCUGGUUGCCGUAAGCCCCUUCCCCGCUGUGCACUUUGCUUGAUAAAUAUGGGAACACCAGUUUCCAGCUGUCCAGGAGGAUCCAAGUCAGAUGAAAAAGUGGAUCUUAGCAAAGACAAGAAGUUAGCCCAGUUCAACAACUGGUUUACUUGGUGUCACAACUGCAGGCAUGGCGGACAUGCUGGGCAUAUGCUGAGCUGGUUCAGGGACCAUACUGAGUGCCCAGUUUCUGCCUGCUCUUGUAAGUGUAUGCAGCUGGAUACAACAGGGAAUCUCGUUCCAGCAGAGACUGUCCAGGCAUAAAUACUGUUAGAAAAUGUGUGGCUCUCUAAUGGAUGACCAUCAUAGUCAAAGCAUAUAUUUUAGGCAAAGGUAAUUUGUGACUUACUGUGAAAAAAAAAAUUGCAAUCAAAUGAUGUGUGUAUGACUGUGCUUGGUGGAAGCAGGUGUUCCUGAAGUUAGCCUCUAGGUACAGUGUGUGGCCUUUAUGCAGAGGACUGAAAAAAGUUGAGUUUAUGUGCUGUGAAAGCAGAUCUUGAAAAUAYACACUUGCUAAGUGUCCUUCAGAAGAUGGCAAAGUGAUGCUGUGAAUCCCUCUGUUCAUUGUUUGAUCACACUCUCUUGUAUGCAAAUGAUCGUUUCCUUGUACGUUUGUUCAAAGUGCCACUGUUCACUGUAUUCUAAGGAUUUUUAUUUUAAAGAAAAAUCCAUUUCUUUCCGUUCACAGGUUUUGUUGAAAGUAAAGCAGUGUCUUUGCAAUUCAAAAUCUUACUUAAAUUAGCCAACAUACCUAGCUGACAUGAAUUUUAAUGUUAGAGUUUGGGGGUUUUCUCUCCUAGCGAUGACUGUAUCCUAGAGAAGAGUUCCCUGAGAAGUCAUGUGACUGUUUCAGUGCAGAGUGCGGGUAAACUAUAGAAGGUUGUAUCUGAUAAAUUUUUAACUUAGUACUGUGAAGAUCUCAAGGACUGGAGACUUGUAAAUAUGUAAGUUUUAAACUAAAUGCAGAGUUUUGGCUACAAACAAAUUUGAAGACUUUGAGAUAAUCRGCAUUUCCCUGUACUUCUGAAAUAUACUGGGAAGUGUGGAAAUCAACCAAUUUAAAUCCUGCUUCUGGUUACUAGCAGACACCCAUCUGCUCCCAAAAGGCUUUGCAAUUUUAAGUAAUUGAUCUGAGUACUUCUAGAUAUGUUACCAGCUGGAAUUAAAAYUAUUUAUUAACUUGAGAGAACAUCAAUGAUAUUUUGCUAAUACAUUGCUAGGAGCUUAUUGGUAUUGUUGUCCUUGAUUUUGUAGGCAACAAAAUUCACUCAAAUUAGGGAAAAAACCAAACCUGUUUUAAGGUAUGUGAUAAUAACAUCAGUUUACUUGGUGUGUGUUUAUUUACAGGAUAUGAGUUACUCAACACUUGUGUGCUAUGAAAUACUAAAUGGAAUGCUAGCAAUAAACUGGUACUGUUUGCCAGGACUGUGAAAAUUGGUGUUUUAAAAGAGAAUAUAUUGUAAUAUACCACUAGUUCUAUGUGCUCUAAUAGUAGUUUCAAGAAGAUACAAUGUGGAAACAUUUUCUGUGGAUGUACAAGUUUACAUUCAGGACUUUGGGUUAUAUUUAGCGUUMAUGUUGUAAUACAUCUGCUGCAUUUAUUUUGAUCUAGAAUUGGCAAAGAUCUUUUUUUAAGUUAAAAAUCUGAGAGUUACUUGGCAUUUCUAGGCAUGGGAGAGCAGUUCCUUUUUUGUUAGAAUAUUUAUUUCUCUUUCCAGUAUUUUUGCACACUUCAUGUUGCUGUUGAAGAGCUCUACAAAAUGUUCUCCAUUUAUAAAUGUAAACUGGGGCUUACUGUAUGAUACCCUAUUUAUAUAAAUACWGGCAAUAAAGCUUUUGCUUUAUGGAAAUGAG